AUGAGUAAACUAAGCUCUCAAGAGUCCUUACCCGAUUCACCUCUUCAAACUGCACGCAAUGUCAGUGAUCUAGAAACACUUUCCUCCACCUCAGUUGAACUGUCUAGCGAUGACGAAAUUGAUGAGGAUAGCGGUAUCAAGGAUAAGAUUUUGACACGCACUCUAACUAAACGUUCUCUGGCAAGUACAGAAAGUGAGGAAAAAAUUGCAAAGAGGAACCACUCUUCGAAUUCUGAUGGCUCGAUCUCAUUACGGAAAUUUGAUUUAGGGCAACACUAUGAUCCUGAUAUUACCACCUCAAUCGAAAAGAUCAAUUCGUUGAAAGAACAAAUGGUAAAUAAUCAAGCUCAAGAAGCAGGGCAGACAAGUCCAUUAGCUCUGAGAAAGAAAAAAAUACGACAGCUAUUAAAGAAACCCAAUGUUAGCAGCUCGUAUAUCGAUAUGAUUGCGAAAGAAACUAUCUCUCAAAAAUAUGUAGACUGGCACUUCAUUACGGAAGACUCAACAUUUGUUCAGAGUGAUUCCUCGUUAAGGAACCUAAUUCGAUCAUUUGGCGUCAGUGAUCUCAAAAUUCAAGCAUUAUACAAUGACAGGAUAACAAUUUCAAAGGCAAGACAGUACGAUACAUUAUGCGAGCUGACUCCAGUUAAAAUUAUGAUGGAUACAUUGCUGAAAUAUAAAGAUGAUUCACUUUACUUUUUGAAAAGUCUCAUAUGUUUCAUAAUGGACAGAAAAGUUUAUGAAUCUGUAGAGUGUGACGUUGUAUGGUGCACCAGGGUAUUCAACAUGUUUCCAGAGAGCAAAUUUUUGACAUGCUAUUUACAGCUAGUCAACAAUGAUGACUAUUUCAUGCAUUAUAGGCUAAUGAGAUUGAUACCCUCCUUACGAUGUUCACUGUUAAAAUGUAUAUUAUGCAAGUCUCCAGAUAUCCCGUUUCUUUCAGAGUUAACAAGCGUGUUUGAUGACUUACUGGACGCAAAAUCAUACGAAACUCUCCUUUACUACAUUCUUGUCGUGGUUGGACCAGACGGUAUACCAUUUGGCGACAACAAAUGCAUCAGGUAUUUCGAAAAGUGCAUUUCUGAUAUUUUAGAUCUUGAGAAUGGCGAAGUUGAGUUAACGUUAUUGAAAGGCAUUUUGAAUAUGUUUAGAAAAAUCUAA
This is a messenger RNA of Zygotorulaspora mrakii, 1161 nucleotides long. It is a transcript of the gene KRE29, whose product is annotated as Smc5-Smc6 complex subunit KRE29. NCBI's taxonomy places the organism in Eukaryota, Fungi, Ascomycota, Saccharomycetes, Saccharomycetales, Saccharomycetaceae. The record is from RefSeq and is a predicted model, not a curated record. The transcript has a single exon. Bases 1 to 1161 code for a protein of 386 amino acids.